AUAUCGCUUUUUACAGCAGAUUUACUAGCUAGCAAUAAAUAAAUGACAAUGAUUUGGAUGUGUAUAUUUAUUUGUUUUUCUUAAAGCUAAUUAAGUAUUUUAGGAAAAAAGUGUGAGAACUGCCACCAGCAAGGGUUGCGGGCUGCACUCUGAGGCCACCAAAAAAUUUGUCCCGAGAACCCCUGCCCUAGUUUCAAAGCAAACCUUGCCACAGACUCUGGGAUGACUUUUCAUGAUAUGGAAAGCUCCAAACCUUAACUGAUAUUUUUCCAACAAGGGAAAGUAUAGAUUGCUAAGUAAACUGCACAGAGAUAGAAAGACCAGGUAAGCUAUUUCAAUCACUGGUGUAUGUUAACUUUGUCGUUUGGUUACUGAUCGUACUCAUGCAAUGGUUUGACCAAUUGCUGUUUUCCUAUUAUUCUCCCUUUAGUUAACCACUUGUUUGUAUUAUUGUUAACUCCUUAAAUUGGCUAGCUUGAUUUAUAUUAGAGAGACAAGGUGGGUGAGGUAAUAUCCGUUAUUGGACCAACUUCUGUUGGCUGAGAGAGACAACCUUUCAAGCUACACUGAGCUCUACUUCAGGUCUGGAAAAGGUGCUCAGAGAGUCACAGCUAAAUACCAGAUUGAACAUGGUAAUUUCAAUCUAAUUUUCAUGUUGUUUAGUACUUCAGGGAAGCAUAAAAAAUGUGUUAGCUGUUUUUGCUCUUGAAUAAAAGUUAUAAAACCACCCCAAAUUGGUUUUCUCUGCUCAAAUGGCGAUGAGGUAAAAACAACCUUAAUUAAAGGGACUUUAAUUAAAUAUUAAUUAAAAUAUUUGACUGAAGUCCUGAAAAGCCUAUUGUUGCUACAGCCCCCCAUUGGCAAACUCAGGUAAGGCAGUGGGCUUGGAUGAUAAGAAUAGAGGUUGAACUACUCAGGGGUGGAUUGACUCUGCUUUACCCUCCCCAACACAGAAGGCUAUGGCAAAAAGAGUCGCAGUUAUUGGAGCAGGGGCCAGUGGCCUAACAGCCCUUAAAUGCUGUUUAGAUGAAGGACUCCAGCCAACAUGCUUUGAGAGAAGUGAAGACAUUGGGGGACUGUGGCGGUUCCAGGAGUGUGAUACGGAUUGGAAAGCCAGUAUUUAUAAAUCUGUGACCAUUAACACUUCCAAGGAAAUGAUGGGUUACAGCGAUUUCCCCAUCCCAGAGGACUACCCCAACUAUAUGCACAACAGCAAAGUCAUGGACUACUUCAGAAUGUACACCAAGCAUUUUGAUCUUCUCCAAUACAUACACUUUAAGACAAGCGUGCUCAGUAUAAGAAAACGCUCCGAUUUUUCCACCACUGGCCAGUGGGAUGUUGUCACAGAGACAGACGGGAAGCAGAAUUCGGCCAUCUUCGAUGCCAUUUUGGUUUGCACUGGCCACCACAUAGAUCCUUACUUACCCCUGGAAUGCUUCCCAGGUGUAGAGAAGUUUAAAGGAAAAAUAAUGCACAGCCGGGAAUACAAGUAUCCAGAAGAAUUUCGGGACAAGAGAAUGGUUGUGGUUGGCUUGGGAAAUUCUGGAGUAGAUAUUAGUUUGGAUCUCAGUCACACAACCAAACAGGUAUUUCUCAGCACCAGGACGGGCGCCUGGGUGGUGAAUCGCGUCUCUGACAACGGCUUCCCCCUCGACGUGGUACAUUUCACACGCUUUAAAAAUAUGCUGCGCCACAUCAUCCCUUUGUACCUGAUGAACCGCUGGGGGGAGAACAAGCUGAAUGCCAGGUUUAACCAUGAAAACUAUGGACUGAAACCUAAAUUCAGGUUUCUCAGCAAGUACCCGAUCGUGGGGGACGACCUGCCCAACGCCAUCGUUUCUGGCCGGGUGCUGAUGAAGCCCAACGUGAAGGAGUUCACCGACACGGCUGUGAUUUUUGUGGAUGGGAGCCGGGAGGAGAACAUCGAUGUCGUGCUCUUUGCCACAGGAUACAACUUCUCCUUCCCCUUCUUGGAGGAGAACGUCCUCAGAGUCAACAACAACCGUGUCCCUCUGUAUAAGUUUGUCUUCCCUCCACACCUGGAGAAGCCGACGCUGGCUAUCAUCGGCCUCCUCCAGCCACUGGGGGCCAUCAUGCCCAUUGCGGAGCUUCAAGCUCGCUGGGCCACCAGGGUCUUUAAGGGUCUGCUUAAGUUACCUUCACUAGAUGACAUGAUGGCCGACAUUGCCAAGAAGAUAAAGGAGAAUGAGAAACGGUACAUUCCGAGCCAGCACAUUACCCUGCAGGUGCAGUACAUCGAUCAUGUGGAUGAACUCGCCUCCCUAUUGAGUGUGAAACCCAACCUGCUGUUUCUCUUCCUGACGGAUCCGAAGCUGGCCCUGGAAGUGCUCUUCGGCCCGUGCACACCAGCCCAGUUCCGUCUGACUGGACCGGGGAAGUGGGAUGGUGCUAGGAAGAGCAUCCUGACCCAGAGACAACGCAUCUUAAAGGCCACAAAAACUCGGGCUCUGAAAACCCACUCUGAGAAUGACACCUGCCUGGUCUCCUCUCUGUGCAUUAAAAUAAUGGGCCUGUUCGUUCUUAUUGCUGCCAUUUGUGCUUAUUUUUAAGUAUCCAUGUGUCGGGCUCCAAGGCCACUGUGCAACUGCAGAGUGAGAAGAGCCGUAAUGUUAAACUGGCCUUUGCUUUGCAUCACGCUUGCUCUCCAUGGCUUAUUGUUUGCUUCCUGCUCAAAGCCGCGCGGGCUGGAGGUGUCACGGUAAUGUUAGAGGUGAGAACGCUACAAAUAGGAGCUUUGCAAGAGUCACUGAAUCCAUCUUUGGGAACCAGAGAGUGCUGGACUAACCUCCUCACCACCGUAUGCCAUACUAACCUGCACUUGUUCUCUGUACACUUGGACUUUGGAAAUGGUCAUCUCCACCUUCUCUCCUCUACACUGUAGCUGCUGAAGAGGAGGCAAAGACCCAAAUCCUUAUCUCUGUGCAAUGGGCUGUGCUCAGGGGAGUCCUUGGGGGUCACAGUAGCCCAGAGGCUACUGUGUCCUCCCCUCCUCCACAGGUGGACUUAGCAACUGGAUCCACACUGAUCCACCAGCCGUGCCCAUUGCAAGUCAGGUCUGAUAGGAUCCUCUCAGAGCAUGCAGCUAGCUUUAACAUCAUGCUUUCCAUCCAUCCCUAAUAUGCCCACUGGGGAGAAGAAGAUAUAGGGGCUGGCUAUGCAGGUUCUUCAUGCACUCUAGACUUCCCAAUGCCAGGAGAACCGCUCAACAAGAGACCUGUGGGUGGUUUCCACUCACUUUCCAUGCUGGGGUGGUUCAAAGGGAGCAGAGCAGUGCAAAGAAUCUGCCCCAAAGUAUUGAUUGUGGCUCCUUCACCUUCUUGAAAUAAAAUGUUCAGCCCUCUGGCUAGAUACCACUGCUCUAGGCGCUACGCCAGUAUGAGCAACAAGAAUGACUGAUUGCAGUGUAGUAGCCAUGUUGGUCCCAGGGUCUCGCUGAAACAAAGAUAGGUGAGGCAAUCCAAUAAACACCGUGCCGACCUUGCCUCUCUAAUAAUGAUGGUCUCAUUGCAAAAUCAAGGGAGAUCAUGCACUCCACUAGAAGCAACUAGCUUUUCCCCUUAAGCCAAGGGGCUCUGCUACCUUUCAUAAAAUAGUGGCAGGAUCUGCCCUCAGGUUAACAAAAAGUCCCUUGAAAAAUAAAAGUUCCUUAGAGAAUACAUCAGACAAAUCACUGUGACAGGACCUUGGGCUUUAAAUUCUACUCCCUUGUUCCCUUAGUUUGGAGGGCUGUGGAAUUCUCUAAAUCCCCCAACCAUCCAAUAUUCUGGAAUUGCUUGCUCUCAGUCAAUUAACUAAAUCUGUCUGCAAAUGGAGAAUUAAGUCCCCUCUGCUUUGGGUUUUUAUGAGCUAAAGGGAGCCGAUGCAAGGAGCCCAUUUUUCUGCCUUGUGGCCUAAUUUGAUCUCAACACUGCAAAAUAUUUGUUUGAAAUGUUUUCUCUUCGGCCUAUUGGUGAGGAUGUUAGGGUGAGACUAUCGCCUUGGUUUCAAAGACAGUUAAUCUGCUGCACCCAGGGGUCCUGGAACAAUUUGUAUAGUGUGGGUGCUGAGAGACAUUGAACCAAACUGUAAACCCUGUAUAUGAUGGAAACCACUUCAAGCCAGGAGGUGGAGCAGCACCCCUAGUUCCAGCACCUAUGGCUCCACCUGGCAGCACCCAGACUGGCACUCUUUACUUGGACACCACUUCCAUUGGCUUCGGUGGCAGUUUGGUGUGGGUAAGAAGUGCCGGAUGUGGGCUAUAAUACUGGGGUCUAAUUUUAGUUGUCAGGCUUAGAGUGAGGGUAUUGGGUGGUAUUGAUGGCCUGUGAGACACAGGAGGUCAGACUGGAUGAUCUGGUGGUCCCUUCUGGCCUACAACUCUAUAACUCUGAUUGGGUCCUUGCCGUUGCUUAGGAAACUAUUGUGAUGUCACAAAAGAUCAUGAUGUCAGAUGGAGAAUAAGCAGCAGUACCGGCUGGAUUCUUUCAAAAAUUCUGCUUCCAUUUACCAACAUGUAACCCUAUUGAUGUCAAUGUACUGAUAAUCUGGGGACAGGACUUUGCCACCUGUUUUUAUGCAAGUAUCUGUUGCCUUGUAGAUUCAGAUUGAAAAGCCAGAAUGAACCACCGUGAUCAUCUAGUAUGACCUCCUAUGUAACACAGACCAGAGAACUUCCCUGAUACAAUUCCCAGAGCAUAACUUGAAUUAGAGCAUAAUUUACACAUUCAGUUUUGAUUUAACUCUUGUAAAAUAGGACGCCAUAGCUUACAAGCGCAGAAUUGUUUCCAAACUGAUUAUUUUUUUCCAAGUUUUCCAUAUGGCCUCAGUAGCUGUUUAAUUGUCUCUAUGCACUUUUGUUAUCAUAAGUAAAAAGCUCAGUUCUUUAUAACUCAGCUGUAUGUAUUCCUGGCUGAAAUCUGAUGUACAAUGUCCUGAUAACGAAAGCAAUAACUGAGUAGUUUCAUCUUGAGCUGGCUAUAGUGAACAGCAUACAAAACCAUGUGUGACCAACCAUUAUCGACUUCCUGUGCCAUCUGUACCAACCUACAAAGAAUAUCUGUAUUAAGCCAGCAGCAUGCCAGGAGGCUUACAUUGUAUUUCUGAAAAUAAAUAUUUCCCAAAACAAAUACUUACUUUUUAGCAAUUAUUUUAAAACCCUACGUAAGUGCAACAUGAAUAAUAAGCAGAGAGGUCACUAAAUCGGGUGCCUUUUUUAAGUCCUCAAAACGACAAACAAGUCUUUGCUGAAAAUGAUUUAUGAAUAUAAUUCUAUUUUGCUUGGCCGGCCCCACUCUUCUGUAUGUCAGCUAGCCCCAACGUAGGGAAAAGGAAGCUCUAUGAAUUUCAGCUUCUUUUUGUAUAUCACAGCAGUACCUAGGGGCCCCAAGAUUGGGUCCCCUGCUGUGCGAAGCAACAACAGCCAGGUCCCCCUGUAUCAGUUCAUCUUUCCUCCACAUCUAGCUAGCCCACGCUGGCUAUGACUGGCCUCCUCCAGCCACUGGGAGCCAUCAUGCCCAUCUCAGAGCUUGAAGCUUGCUGGGCCAACCGGGAUCUUUAAGGGUCUGUCUACAGUGCAGCAGGGAAUGAGUCUCCCAGCCCAGGUAGAGAGACUUGCACUAGCAGCGCUGACGCAGUGCAUUAAAAAUAUCACUAUGGCCACUCUGGAUCUCGAGCCCACCUGAGCUCUUACUGCUCAGGUCAGGAGCAUCCUUACUAACAUUUUUAGCCUGCUAGGUCAGGCCCCCCUAGCACGAGUCUGUCUGCCCAGGUUGGGAGGCUUGCUCUCAGCCACAGUGUAGACACACACUAAGAGGAAGGGAAAUGGGCACCAGAAACUUCUGUUCUGCUAACAUUUCCCAGCAGCAAUCCGGACAUUUCUGAGCACCUCGGAUACAACAAUGACCAGCACAGCCUGAGAACCUGCAUAGAACAGACCAAAUGCAGGUGCUAGAGAAGGGGUGUCUGGCUGAUUGAGAGAAGAGGGCCAGGUUCCAUGCGUGAUAGUGACCUACAGGCCAUGGUUUCAGUUGGUGGGGAGGGGCUACAAGAAAGGCGGUAUGACCUAGGGGCUAGGGCACUGGUCUGACACUGAAGUGAACUGUGUUUUGUUCCUACUCCACCACUGGCUGACCAUGGGCAAGUCACUUCACCACCCUCUGCCGCACUUGCCCCAUCUGUCAAAGGGGAUAAUGAGUGACCAAUAUAAAGUGCUUUGAGAUUGACAGAUAUGCGCUAUAUUCAAACUAUCAUAUUAAUGCUCACUGCCCACCAUCUGCAGCAGAAUGUCCCAGCAUGUCACUGAGGGGCUAGCUGAUCUAGGGCUGAAUAUGACUGCUACAAAGUAAUGAACGUUCAGUUAACUUAGGGUUACCAUUCGUCCGGAUUUACCCGGACAUGUCCUCCUUUUUGUGCUAAAAAUAGCGUCCGGGGGGAAUUUGUAAAGCACUCACAAUGUCCGGGAUUUCCCCCUCCCUCGGCACAGCAGAGCGAGCGGCUGGGAGGGCUGCAGGAAAGUCCCGGGCUGGACUCCGGAGCAGCUGGAGAGGAGCUCCGCCCUGCAUUCUGAGCAAGUGUCUCAGCACAAAGUGCAGCCCUCCCCUUUUGCAACUGGGAGCGGUUUCUGCCAUGCAGGGUAGCAAAACGGGAGCGAGAGCACUUUGUGCUGAUACAAGGGCAGCUCUCCCCUGCAACCCGGUCCGGACAGGGACCGGGUUUUGUUGUGCAGGGCCAGGGACCGGGUUUUGUUGUGCUGGGGAGCUCAGCCACGUGUCCGGCUCGCACAGAGCCCAACACCCUGUUCUGAGCAGCAGGGUAAGGGG
Messenger RNA from Malaclemys terrapin pileata, 6818 nucleotides. Its product is annotated as flavin-containing monooxygenase 5-like. The record is from RefSeq and is a predicted model, not a curated record. Gene Ontology annotation, molecular function: flavin adenine dinucleotide binding; N,N-dimethylaniline monooxygenase activity; NADP binding. Lineage: Eukaryota; Metazoa; Chordata; Testudines; Emydidae. The transcript has 8 exons. Bases 960 to 2570 code for a protein of 536 amino acids.